Molecule: messenger RNA, 1761 nt
Organism: Daldinia loculata
Lineage: Eukaryota; Fungi; Ascomycota; Sordariomycetes; Xylariales; Hypoxylaceae
Exons: 3
Coding region: 227-1681 (484 amino acids)
Source: RefSeq, a predicted model, not a curated record
UCAUCGACAUUCUCGUCGCCAUCGUCGCUAAAUCACAACCGCAUUCGCGCUUUUUCAAAUUUUCCAUCGCUACGACAUAGCCCCGAAUAUAAAAUUAUAUCGUUAAUCCACGCUCGGCUCUUCGGUUUCCUAUAUUCGGUAUACUUUGUCACACUGGAUUUGGUCGGCAGCGACCCAAGUUCCACGAAUCCGCCGUUACACUGGCUAUCCUUAAUUUAUAUUUGAAAUGGCGGCUAUGUCGGCGGUUUCGGGCACUACUACUCUUACUCCUCCAACCAGUUCCCACGCAAAUCAUUCUGGAUGGAAUCACGCAUCUUCCGGCUAUCAUGAUAGUUCCACGUCGCAUAAGCUAUCUACAGAUAGGCAUGAGACCAACGGUUCUAUGAGAGGUCCUUCCUACAUCGCGAAUGGGGACGCUAGCUACGAUCCCUAUGCAACAGAUGAUUAUAUAUCCAGUAAAGGUCAAAAUAAAUCGACAUCUGAUCAUAAGCGACUGAAUGCCGAUGUUUCACCUUCAGAACCCGAUGACGAACACUCGAAAUGGAUUCAUAGGGAUAAGUUGGCUAGGAUAGAGAACCAGGAGCUUCAAGCCGCCGGAAUUGUCUUACCCAAGCCAAGAGCUCACAGCAGACCAAGGCGAGAUCGUAGCCCAGAGAAAGCAAACGGACGCCGGCGGGGUACCGAUGCAUCGGAGCGUCCGGUUGCGAGAUCUCGAAAAAAUUCGGACUUGAGUCUAGAAAAACCUAAUGACGUCGAGAAUCCGGGUUGGGACUUGCGUCUCCCCGAGGAGAUAGCAGAGGAUCCCGGCGAGUAUUGGGUAACAAGCGAUACAAGCAAGUCGCGCAUUCCAGUAGCCAAGAUAAGCCCGGCGCCAAUUCCUGUCGACUUCCUCGAGCGAGAUGCGCCAGCAACGCGCAAGCCAGGCUUCCCUAAGCUUGACGAAGAUCCUUCAAUCUCAUUGCCGAAAUCACGGUCACGUAGCGGUAGUUCUAACGCGCUGGAUAGUGUCCCGAAAAUUCAGCCUACGAAGCGUGCCGUUACGGAAGGAUCACCUAAGAAAACAACUUCCACUGGAGCUAGGAAAGGCACCGCGCCGACUAAAACAAACACACAAGGUCGACCUAAGACCCGGUCAGGUCCGAAUCUUCGGAAUGGUUCUACUACACGACCAACCACCCGAUCCGGCGAGUUAUCACCAUCCGUGACAAAAUCUGCGCCAGAGGGCGAUCCACCAUGGAUGAUUUCCGCAUAUAAACCCGAUCCUCGCUUGCCUCCAGACCAGCAGCUCCUUCCUACCGUCGCAAAGAGGUUACAACAGGAGAAAUGGGAGCAGGAAGGCAAAUUCGGAAAUAUUUAUGACAAGGAAUUUCGCCCUCUUAAUGACGAGGGCUUCUUAAAACCUCCCGAAGUUGAGAAGCCGAAGGAGACCGAAGAGGGACAACAGGGACAACAGGGAGAAUGGCCAUUACGGCCUGGUGCUAAGAGUCCAAAUACGAGCCGGCCCGGCACAAGCUCUUAUUCGACGAUGCCCAAGAUUCAAGGCGCACCUGCCGCUAGCCCGCGUUCGGUUCAACAGCCUCAAAUCCAGACUGCUCAAAAUCCUAGAGUACCAACAGAGGUGGAAGAACCCGAAGAAGAGAAACCAAACAAGUCUGGGUGCGGUUGCUGCGUUGUCAUGUAACCAGCCCGGCCCCGGCAUGGUUGAUACAGGUAUCCCUCCGGUUCUCCCCCGUCUCGAAGACCAUCCGCGUGAGCAAACGA